Vigna unguiculata (cowpea) is the source of this 2023-nucleotide messenger RNA. Its product is annotated as alpha/beta-Hydrolases superfamily protein. The record is from RefSeq and is a predicted model, not a curated record. Lineage: Eukaryota; Viridiplantae; Streptophyta; Magnoliopsida; Fabales; Fabaceae.
UAGCAGAAAAACAACAUGAGGUGCUUCUGCGUGUAGCUGACAACUAUGUAUGAAGUUAAGUCAUGCACAUAAAUUUAAACUCAGUUUUGAAAUUAACUCCUCUGUCCUUUCUUUCUCUUUCACUCUUUCUCUCUUCUCUGCUCUUCCCUUCUCUUCUCUUCUCUUCUCUCUGUGUUGCCUUGCCACCACACUCACUCACUCUACAAAUCCUUCACACACCAUAGUAAGUAAAUAAGUAAGUAACUUCCAUACCAUAGCAUCAACAUUUAACACCCUUCUCUCUCUGGUGGGUCUUAACUUCCACUUUUAUCAUUCUUUGCACUCACCAAAAACCUUCUUCUCCUUCACUCAAAGAACAACAAGUUUGUUUGUUUGUUUGUGUGUGAGAGAGUGAGAGUGUGUGUUAGAAGGGAGCCCCCAGAUGCAGUUAGAGUCUGUGUGAACAUCAAAUGAGUUUGAGUUUCUGCAUCUCUUGCUGGGGGGUGAAUGGGGUGCAUGGUGUCUCAGUUGGCCGCGAAAUUCGCCUUCUUUCCGCCUUCUCCGCCCACCUACCACCUCAAGAAGAGGGACGACGGCAAGCUCACGGUGGUCUCCACGGCGGCGCCCAUCCCCCACGCCGAUGACACCUCCCUCGACGUUCUCCUCGUCGACACCAAACAUGGAAACAAGAUUGUCGCCUUUUAUCUCAGAAACCCCUACGCUCGUCUCACCCUUCUCUAUUCUCAUGGCAAUGCCGCUGACUUGGGUCAACUCUACGAUCUCUUCGUGCAACUCAAGGUCAAUCUUAGAGUUAAUCUCAUGGGAUAUGACUACUCUGGAUACGGGGCAUCUACUGGCAAGCCUAGUGAGUCCAGUACAUAUGCUGACAUAGAAGCAGUAUAUGAAUGCCUUGAAACUGAAUAUGGAGUUAGCCAAGAAGAUUUGAUUUUGUAUGGGCAAUCAGUUGGAAGUGGACCAACACUGCACUUGGCAUCUAAAUUGCCAAGGUUGAGAGGUGUGGUUCUACACAGUGGAAUUCUUUCUGGCCUUCGGGUCCUCUGCCAUGUCAAGUUCACAUUUUGCUUCGACAUUUACAAGAACAUCAACAAAGUAAAGAAGGUCAAGUGCCCUGUACUUGUAAUACAUGGUACAGAAGAUGAAGUUGUGAAUUGGUUACAUGGUAAUGGACUAUGGAAAAUGGCAAGGGAGUCAUAUGAACCCUUGUGGAUAAAAGGAGGUGGCCACUGCAACUUGGAGCUUUACCCUGAUUACAUCCGCCAUCUAUGCAAAUUUAUCCAAGAAAUGGAGAACAUAACAACCGAGAAGCGCCUCAAAAAGAUUAGACAAAGUGCGAAGGAAUCGAAGUCAAACAUUUGUUCCAGUUGCAGAACAUGCUGUACAAUGAAGUGUUGCAGAUUUAAGUGUCCUGAUUGCUCUAAUUGCUCUAAUUGCUGCAGUAACUGCAUGAAUGUUUCGUGGUCUAUCAACUGUCCUGAAUGGUGUUGGAGACCUAGCUGCAUGAAGGGUUGCUGCUUCCUCAAGUUGUUCCCUAGUUGUUUGGGAUCAUGCUGCUGCAAAAAAUGCUCAUGGCCUAGCUGUUGUGGUGUAACAAAAUGUUCAUUGCCUAAGUGUGGAAGACCAAGUUGCUGCUGCAAGGGUUGUUGUAGUUGUUUCUGUUGGCAAUGUUGUGUAGGGAAAAAACACAGUGAUGGCAGCAGAAAUGGAAAACAGAAUGGCUAAUGUUGUGUAUAGAAUGCGAAAUCUUGGUAUGCUAACACACCCUUCAAUAUUGUGCAGUGGUGUUACAAAGAGGAGGAAGUAGUGGAUGACAAGUGUAGGAAAGUGAUACUAUGAUCCAGUGUCCUCUAUUAUUUUUGGUUUAUUUGGAGUUAUAACUCAAGUUCUAUUAUUGGAAUUUUUUUCUCAUAAAACAUUGGUGUUUUAAUUAAUUUUCGCAGCAGUUGAUGAUGAAUGACAUCAUUGUUGUAUCUUGUGGUUUCUGUAGCCUUUUAAAGUUUUGCAGUGGACUUGUCUUCGUGUCUAA